Halichondria panicea is the source of this 1858-nucleotide messenger RNA. Its product is annotated as synaptotagmin 2-like. The transcript is spliced from 4 exons. The coding region runs from base 432 to 1646 and encodes 404 amino acids. NCBI's taxonomy places the organism in Eukaryota, Metazoa, Porifera, Demospongiae, Suberitida, Halichondriidae. Gene Ontology annotation, molecular function: calcium ion binding; calcium-dependent phospholipid binding; SNARE binding. Gene Ontology annotation, biological process: calcium-ion regulated exocytosis; cellular response to calcium ion; regulation of dopamine secretion. Gene Ontology annotation, cellular component: plasma membrane; exocytic vesicle. The record is from RefSeq and is a predicted model, not a curated record.
UCUAGCUAACAGUGCAAUUAUGAUUGUAUGUUCGUGUUGUUAGGGAAGUUCAUAGUAAUCAGUGGAGAGAAGUAUUGUUUUACUGCAGUACCUAUAUAUAAAUGUGUGCGUGGUGUCUCUCUUUCCUUCUCCAGUGAGAUGUAUAUAUUCUAGCUAGAUCUACACCAACUGUUUUGGUGUGUUUAAAUUGUGAAACGAUAGCUGGGUAACAAUAACUGGCUGCAAAAGUGUUGCUAUUAUACCACUGCAGCUGACGAAGUGUAGAUUGUAGUGACAGUGCAUACUUAUGCAUUCAAACUUGUUCAUCACAAACACCUUAUAACAAACAUUGAAAGUUGUUUUUAAAGGUUGUGACUGUUGUGUUGCCACUACUAGAAGACCUCAAAAUAAUUUUUUUAAAGCAGAUUGUACUGAACAAAAUCAGAAUAGUAAUGGAUUUGUGUAAAAAGUGUUGUUCUUUUUGUUUCAAGCAGCCGAAAGAGGUUUGUGCUGUAAGAUAUGCUGAGCUCAGUCACGAUGAUCCAGGUCACCCAGAAAAAUCGUUCAACUUUACUCAAGUUACUGAAAGUCGACCGUCUUAUCCACCCAUGUUCGAAACAGCAAAAUCAACAAAAAGAAUAAAUAGUCCUCAUUGUAAAAAAUUCAGUCGGGUAUUCAUUGACCAGCCGCAACCAUCUGUACCAAUGAAAAGGUUAUACAGGCCGCCUGAAAAUAAAGCUUUGCAAAAUGUGAUGGCUAAACAAGAAAUUCCACCAACAAGGAAAACACACAUGAGAUCUCUUUCUGAUGUAGUGAGCAAACAGUCUCAAGAAAUAGGUAGUCCUCUUGACAAUCCUACACUGAAAUUUUCCCUGGAUUAUGAUGUGGUUCGCUCAGUUUUAACUGUUCAUUUAUUGUCAGCCUGCAAUCUUCCUGCAAUGGAUCGUUGUGGUACUAGUGAUCCCUAUGUGGAAAUUAUCCUGUAUCCAAAUCAGGACAGAGUUAGAUCAAAAAUAGUUGAGAAAUGUUUGAAUCCGAUUUUUGACGAGAAAUUCGAAUUCAAAAAUGUGUAUCCAUGUGAUACAGGCGACAUGAUACUGCAAUUGUAUGUCUACGAUCAUGACACAAUAACAAAGGACGACAAGAUUGGCGGAGUGACCAUUUCUCUUGAAGAUGCGGACCUCACAGGAAGUACGAUGCAUUUUGAUAAUAAAGUCCAUAAAAAUGAAAAGAAGGCAUGUGCAAACAGCAGCGGAACCAUUCUUCUGUCCCUCGCUUAUGAUGAUUACGUCAACAGUUUGAAGGGUACGGUGAUGAAAUUGAGGAACUUAACAAAAAAAGACAUAAUAGGCACAUCAGAUCCAUAUGUAAAAGUCAAGCUUUUCCACCAAAAGAAGGAAUUGAGGAAGUGGAAAUCAAGUAAAAAGACGAAUGACCUCAACCCUGAUUUCCAUGAACCCUUCCAGUUUGACCUGCAAGAUCUGUCUAUUAAUGACUGUAAAUUGUGCUUUACAGUUUAUGACUACGAUCACAUGAAGCCAGAUGAUGUAAUUGGCAGAGUAUGCAUUGGGCCUAAUGAAGCCCAAAAAGAUGCGAGAAAACACUGGGAAGAAAUGUUAGUCACUCCACAAGAAGUUUGUCGCUAUCAUUUCCUCUGGCGGCCCUGACUGUUAAUUGGAGUGGACAUUAGUAAUUAGUCUGUCUUGUGUAGAUUUAUAGUUAUAGUUUAUCUUAGACCCACAUUGAAUGGACCUACCUAGCUCCAAUGUAUUAUAACUUUGUCAUUGCUCAUAAUUUCAUACACCUAUCUUAACCCUCUGUACAACCUUUCAGUGUCAGUUGAAAUAUUAAAAAAUUGGUAAUAAUUAUGGUGAACGUA